Molecule: messenger RNA, 1842 nt
Organism: Cornus florida
Lineage: Eukaryota; Viridiplantae; Streptophyta; Magnoliopsida; Cornales; Cornaceae
Product: cytochrome P450 81Q32-like
Exons: 2
Coding region: 122-1666 (514 amino acids)
Molecular function (GO): monooxygenase activity; heme binding; iron ion binding
Source: RefSeq, a predicted model, not a curated record
UUCAAUUAUUGAAUUGCCAAUUCAGCAACUCCCACAACGGCCGGUUCGCCGAAGACUGAUCUCUCCUACUUAAAGGCUUGAAAUCAUGCAUAUGCCAUUGUAGAGACCAAUUAAGCAGAAAAUGGAAGACUGGUAUGACCUAGCUCUCAUCAUUUUCUCUCUCCUCCUACUCUUGAAGCUCUUCUUAAGAACACAACACAAACACAAAAAUCUUCCUCCAAGCCCUCCUGCUCUUCCCAUCAUUGGCCAUCUCCAUCUACUUAAAAAGCCUGCACUUUAUCAAUCUUUUCAAGCACUUUCCGAAAAGUACGGCCCAAUCUUACUCCUCCGUUUAGGAACCCGUAAAGUCCUCGUUGUCACCUCCCCGGCAGCUGUCCAGGAAUGCUUCACCAAGAACGACAUCAUCUUCGCGAACCGGCCGCACAUGCUGGUCGGAAAACACCUCAACUAUAACAACACCACCAUCGGUGUAGUCUCCUACGGCGAUCGAUGGCGCAACCUACGCCGUGUUACAACUCUUGAGGUUUUCUCCACCUCCCGCCUGGUGAUGACCUCCGGCAUACGACAACAUGAGGUGGCAUUGUUCGUAAAAAGAUGCAGUAGUAUUAAUAGUAGAAUUCAUGACGAGUGGACUAGCGUGGAAUUGAAAUCCAAGUUUUUCGAGCUCCCAUUUAAUGCCUUGACCAUGAUCAUAGCUAAGAAGCGAUUUUACGGAGAAAAUGUGGACGACGAAAAGGAAGCGAGCCGGUUCCGGUAUCUGAUUAGAGAGCACACAGAACUCGGUAAGCCAGAGAAUAAUGCAGAAUUUUUUGGGGUUUUGCAGUGGUUGAGUUAUAGAAAGAUAGAGAGAAGGAUGAUUGAAGUAAUGAAGGAGAUGGACAAGUUCUUCCAAAGCUUGGUUGAUCAAUGUCGGCGGCAUCGAACGUCUUCAUCCAAUAAUGGUGACACGAGAGAAAGCCAUGGACUGUCAGACAGCAAAAGCGUGAUUGAUAAUUUGCUGUCUUUGCAAGAAAAGGACCCCGAGUUCUGUACCGACGAAAUAAUCAAAGGGAUUAUAUUGGUAUUACUUAUUGCCGGAACUGAAAGUUCGUCAUCAACCAUGGAAUGGGCAAUGUCACUAAUGCUCAACCAUCCAGAUGUCAUGGACAAGGUCAGAGCCGAGAUAGAUACUCAUGUUGGACAAGACCGACUUCUAGAGGAAAAAGACUUGAAGAAAUUGAAUUACCUUCAAAAUGUAAUCGAUGAAACGUUUCGUUUAUAUCCUCCCGGUCCGCUUCUACUGCCACAUGAGUCUGCUGAUGACUGUCAAGUAGGCGGCUAUGACAUACCUCGCGGCACACUGUUAUCCGUUAAUGCUUGGGCUAUUCACAGGGACCCCAAGCUAUGGGAAAACCCGACAAAGUUCAUGCCUGAGAGGUUUGAAGAUGAGAGGGGUGCUGAAGGUUAUAUUCCAUUUGGUCUAGGUAGGCGAGCGUGUCCCGGGGCUGGCCUGGGGAGUCGGAUGGUGGGAUUGGUGCUUGGGACAUUGAUUCAGGCAUUCGAGUGGAAGCGAGUUGGAGAAGAGGAGGUGGACAUGGUUGUGGUUCCAAGCAUGCUCAUGCCCAAAUUGAAUCCCUUGGUAGCUGUUUGUAGGCCCCGUGCCACCAUGCUUAAGCAUCUUUGCUAAAUGACUAACCCUCUCUACGAGACUCCUGCUAUUACGAGUGUGUAGACCUCCCAAUUAUUUGUCAAGUUACUCCAUGUAUGGUGGCUUUGCUAAGUGCCUCUUUUCAAGUGUUGUGUGAAUGUUAGUUGAUAAUAUGUGAAGGCUUCCUUUAUAUAUGAUAAAUAAUUUAUUGGAGU